CUUUGUUUCAUAUUAAUUGCUGAUAUGGCAAGAUUUCAUUAGCUUGAGUGACACACUCGUGGAAAGCUUCUUCUUCUUCUUUGAUGGUAUUUACAGAAAAUUAAUUAACUCAUCUGAGGAACAGCGAGAGAACUCCGACUCCGAGGGAAGCAUGGGAGCUCGCAAGAGAGUUGCUACUACAAUUAACACAACCACUGCAACAUCCAUUUCAACAGAUAAAAAAGCCGACCACAAACCUCAAGAAACUAAUGACUCACCAAUUGCAUCUCCCAAAUCAGGCUUUAUUUUCAAGGUCUCUAUUUUGCCAUUGGCCCUUUACUUUUAUUUGCUUUUCUACCACUAUGAGAUUCAUCCUGCCCUUCAAAGAUCAAUCCUAAUCAAUGCUGCCCUUAGCCUUGCCGGCUUCUUCUUGACCGUUAAGUUAAUUCCUGUGGCUUCUCGAUACGUUUUGAGGAGGAAUCUUUUUGGUUUUGAUAUUAACAAGAAGGGUACCCCUCAUGGCAAUGUUAAAGUGCCUGAGUCAUUGGGUAUUGUUGUUGGGAUAGUCUUCCUGGUGUUGGCAAUUGUAUUUCAGUAUUUUAACUUCACAGCAGAUUCCAAUUGGCUUGUUGAGUACAAUGCAGCACUAGCAUCCAUCUGCUUCAUGACUCUACUUGGAUUUGUGGAUGAUGUCCUUGAUGUACCCUGGAGAGUAAAAUUACUCCUGCCAACUAUUGCUGCACUUCCGUUGUUGAUGGCAUAUGCUGGACAUACAACUAUCAUAAUUCCAAAGCCACUUAUCCCAUAUGUUGGGCUUGAGGUGUUGGACUUAGGAUGGAUAUAUAAGCUAUAUAUGGGGCUAUUGGCAGUUUUUUGCACAAAUUCCAUUAACAUCCAUGCUGGCAUAAAUGGUCUUGAAGUUGGGCAAACAGUUGUGAUUGCAUCUGCUAUUUUGAUACAUAACAUAAUGCAAAUUGGAGCAUCUGUGGAUCCUGAGUACCAGCAGGCUCAUGCAUUCUCUCUGUAUCUUGUUCAACCCUUACUAGCCACUUCCAUGGCUUUGCUUUCUUACAAUUGGUAUCCUUCUUCAGUUUUUGUUGGAGAUACUUACACAUACUUUGCCGGGAUGACUAUGGCUGUUGUUGGGAUUUUAGGUCAUUUUAGUGAAACGCUCCUGAUUUUCUUUUUACCUCAAGUUAUAAACUUUCUGUUAUCACUUCCCCAGCUUUUUGGCUUUGUUCAUUGCCCACGACAUCGCCUGCCAAGAUUUGAUCCUCAGACAGGAUUGUUGACUGGAACCAAUGAUGGAACCCUUGUUAAUGUUUAUUUAAGAAUUUUUGGCAGGAAGUCAGAAAGUUUACUUUGUGCUCAUCUUCUUCUUGUUCAGGGUAUUGGAUGCUGCUUCUGUUUCCUCCUGAGAUAUUUGCUUGCUGGCUGGUACAAGUAGAAGGUGGAACUUGAGAAACAAUGUUUAUUUUAGUUUGCUAAUAUGAAAUGUCAGUUCAUGUGUACUCUUUUUCAGUAGAUACCAAUUACAUGCAAUUUUGAUCAGUCUAUGCACUGAUGCCUUUUGAGUUUGAGUUUUAACAGGUUAUGUAAUUUUGGCUUUUUAGGGAAGGAUACUUUGUCAGGAUAGGAUAUAAUUUGUUUUAGUCUAUGUAUUUGGAUGCAAUGAUCGAAAUCAAACUUUCAGGUGACAAUAAAAAUUGAAGGAUACACCAUAA
Messenger RNA from Jatropha curcas, 1703 nucleotides. RefSeq names its product UDP-glcnac-adolichol phosphate glcnac-1-p-transferase (gene GPT). The record is from RefSeq and is a predicted model, not a curated record. Gene Ontology annotation, biological process: dolichol-linked oligosaccharide biosynthetic process. Gene Ontology annotation, cellular component: membrane. Lineage: Eukaryota; Viridiplantae; Streptophyta; Magnoliopsida; Malpighiales; Euphorbiaceae. Gene Ontology annotation, molecular function: UDP-N-acetylglucosamine-dolichyl-phosphate N-acetylglucosaminephosphotransferase activity.